ACUCAGCAAGCAACAGCAACAGCAGCAACAACAACCAGAACUCGGCAGCUUUUGAAGAAACCUUCGCAUUCAAACACCACUACAACACAAGACCUCACCUCAAACCAACCAAUAGUCCUUUACCCUCCAAAAUGAAGCCCACUACACCAACCAUCCUCGCCCUCCUCGCCUCCCUCACAUCCUCCCUCCCAACCAAAUCCCAACGCGACACAAUAAUCAUCCCGGAAGCCCAGCUCGUCCAAGCCCGCGCCUUCGCCUACACCUACUACACCGACGCCACCUUCCGCCUCGACAUCUCCGGCAAACCCUACUACACCCCCACCAACACUCUCAGCUGGCCCGACUACGCCGCCUACGUCCGCGCUUAUGGCAACUACCUCUGCUCCCUCCAAUACGUCGCUUACUGCGGCGACCAACCCACGAAUUUCGACCGUUUCGCUCGUCGUCCGACGUGUUGGCAGGAUCCCGAGUAUUACAAUUCUGUUGCGGAUGCUUGGAGGAAUCCCGCGGACUUUUGGGGGGCGAGACGCGUGGAUCCCUAUACUGGGGAGGUGUUUACGGGCGGGUUGGUGCAGUGUAAGACGGAUGCUGUUUCUGGGGGGCAGAGUUGUGUUGCGUGAGGGGGAUAGGUGGUAGGUUGGGGAAUGGAGAUAGAGAUAGAGAUGGAUUGAUGAACGGGUUGCAGAGAUAGAUAGAUCUAGAUGGCUUACCUGCUACGUGUGAGCUUUAUGAAUCUUCACGACUAAUGCUAAUCUGCAUACUUACGACUAUGU
Molecule: messenger RNA, 773 nt
Organism: Pseudocercospora fijiensis CIRAD86
Lineage: Eukaryota; Fungi; Ascomycota; Dothideomycetes; Mycosphaerellales; Mycosphaerellaceae
Exons: 1
Coding region: 132-620 (162 amino acids)
Source: RefSeq, a predicted model, not a curated record